CGGCUCAGGUGGGGCCUCAUUCGACGAGGGGACCAUAAGAACCCUUCGCACCCAAGCAGAAGCACCAUCAGGUCUUACAAGUCCACGAGUGAAGGUGCCCUAUCCAACCAGGAGCCAUGAAGUUCUCUCUGAUCGCCGCCCUCGUCGUCGUGCUGGCCCUGGCCCAAGCCAGCGAAUCCCGCUUCCUCACGAAGAGGGAGGCCCCGGAGCUUGAGCAGCUGGUCAAGAACCUCCAGGACAUGUCUUCCACGUUCUCCAAGAUAGCCGAGGAUCUGGUGGAGAAAUUGAAGACCCACGAACUGACAGGCCAAGCCCAGACCUACCUUGAGGAUGGGAAGGCCCAGCUGCAGCCCUUAGCGGAGAAGGUCCAGGAGCAUCUGAAGCCCCUGGCCGACUCCAUGCAGGGCCACCUCAAGCCCCUGACCGACACUUGGCAGACCCACAUGGACGAACUGUGGAAACAGAUUGUGGAACACACCAAAUCCCUCACUUCCCAGUAGAGCAAGUCCAUUGUUUCGGGCUUUGCCCGCGUGGCCACCGAGGAAGAGCCUCACUAACACCUCAGACCUUCCCACAUCCUUCUGCCUUAACCUGCUGUAACUUGUCGUCUAAUAAAAAGCUUGAAAGCUGA
Molecule: messenger RNA, 631 nt
Organism: Scleropages formosus (Asian bonytongue)
Lineage: Eukaryota; Metazoa; Chordata; Actinopteri; Osteoglossiformes; Osteoglossidae
Product: type-4 ice-structuring protein-like
Exons: 4
Coding region: 117-500 (127 amino acids)
Biological process (GO): lipid transport; lipoprotein metabolic process
Cellular component (GO): extracellular region
Molecular function (GO): lipid binding
Source: RefSeq, a predicted model, not a curated record